UGAAGGAUUUUUGAGGAAAUCUGCUGAUCCGGUCCCUCGGUUCUUCACGGUUCUGCCUUUUCUCUCUGUAAUGAAAGCGAUGACUGCGGGAGAUUUGUGAACUGAUCCCACAUCAGCACUCCCUAAUUGGAGGGAACCUGGGAAAUAAUAAUAUGGGUCUGAGAGGAGAUGAUCAGCUUAGAGGCAGCCCAUCCCUCACAUGCUGACCGUAUCUUUCUACCUCCUCAUCUCAGGUGAUUAGAGCAAUCCCCCGGACCCUGUCAGAAACUUCGAAUCAGCACACUCAUACACUGAGAUGACCCAAGAACAGUGCACUCAUAGGAACAAUGUCCAGAGUUCAGAGAAACCACAAGUGUACAAAGUGGGAAUAUACGGCUGGAGGAAACGCUGCCUUUACUUCUUUGUCUUGCUGCUGAUGAUCCUGAUCCUGAUCAACUUGGCACUAACUAUCUGGAUCCUCAAAGUCAUGAACUUCACCAUAGACGGCAUGGGCAACCUAAGAAUAACAGAGAAGGGCCUGAAACUGGAGGGGGAAUCCGAGUUCCUUCGACCUCUCUAUGCCAAAGAAAUCCAGUCCAAACCAGGCCGCCCGCUGUUCCUGCAGUCGUCCAGAAACGUGUCGGUCAAUAUCGUCAACGGCAACAACCAGCUGCUCACGCAACUUGUUACAGGAUCCAAUGGAUUUAAAGCGCGAGGCAAGAUGUUUGAAGUCAAAUCCACCUCUGGGAAGCUCCUCUUCUCCGCUGACGAGCAGGAGGUGGUAGUGGGCGCCGAGAGGCUCCGAGUGAUGGGAGCCGAAGGAGCCGUGUUCAGCAAAUCAGUGGAGACACCACACGUCAGGGCCGAGCCGUUCAAAGAGCUACGGCUGGAGUCUCCCACUCGCUCCCUGCUGAUGGAGGCUCCUAAAGGCAUCCAGAUCCUGGCCGAGGCCGGAGACAUUCAGGCCAUCUGCAGGAACGAGCUGCGACUGGAGUCCAAAGACGGAGAGAUCUCUCUGGAUGCUCGGAGGAUUCGCCUAAUGCGGCUGCCUGAGGGAAAGGCCUCCACCAGCUCCUCGUCCUCCGGGACCAGGCAGACUGUCUACGAGGUUUGCGUAUGCCCCAACGGGAGGCUUUUCCUGUCCCAGGCCGGCACCGGAUCCACCUGCCAAAUCAGCAACAACGUCUGCCUCUAGGACUGAUCCAUACAAAUAUAAAUAAAUACACAGAUAUCCUGAAAGAAAGACGGGCAAAAACAGACAUGAUGUACACACAUUGCCUGCCUCUAGGACUGAUUCACAGCAGACACACACAAAGAACACAAAGACUGCCAGAUAUGACAGAAACAUAUAAACAAUCAUAGAUACCGCACCUAUACAGACACACCUAUAUAUACACCGUACAAUCACAAACACUCAGACUGAUAUUUAGGCUCAACCGAUAUGUUUUAAAAGACCGAUACCAAACGUUUGUGAUUGAAGCUGCCAACAGCCAGUAUUUUGCGCUGGUGCUUCAAUGCUACAUUCUCUCUGAAUUUUUUUACAUUUCAGACUGGAAAAGCCUCUGAAAACAGCAUUUAAGACACUGAAACUCUCCACUGAGUCUCAUCCACAUCUCUUUAAGCUCUUUAUACAUACAGUAUAAUAGGAAAUAUUAGGCUUUUAAAUUGAAACACGUAAAUAAAAAGAAACAUUUGCAAGUUUUAAUGACUUUUUAACGCAACUGAGGUACCGUACUGGGAAUGUAUUACAUUGAAUGGCUGAUAACACUAUUUAAUAAAAAGCCAGUAUUGGUAAUAUAUAUCGGUCUGAUCCUAACAGUCAUACAUGACACACAAAUACAAAUGCACACAGGCUUACACACACACACACGCAUACACAAAUAUUUCAACACACACACACACACACAAAGUCUUUGCUCGUAGGAGCCUCCUGCUAGAAACUGAGAGCAAAAUCUCCAGAGAUUUACUAAAAGAGACGCUGAUCUGCUCUCUUACUCCCUCAAGAGUAUUUCAGUACCAGAAUCACUAGAGUGAUCACCUGCGGCAACAGCCCCCCCCCCCCUCUUCUUCUUCUUCUUCUCCUUUUUCCAUUCAUCAUCUCUGCUUCCUUUACUGAUGCUGAGAUAAUGACAGGAUUUUUACUUUUCUCAUUGUUCAUACGGCAUUUGAAGUCUCGUAGGCACAUUAGAGCACUUAAUGACUGCCAAUACUAAUAUAAAUUGGAUCAAUAUAUAAAAUAGUACAAUUAACUAUUACCUACAAUUAAUAUUUUCCAAGGCAAACACACCUGAAACAGCAAAACACAUAUUAGAUCCAGAUGUGUUUUCUCUAUUUAUGUCUACUUUAUAUUCUCGUUAAGUGCCAUUAGUGUGCCUACGUUACAGUGCAUUAGUAGUGACUCACCAUGUUUGGGUUUUGUGGAAAGCACUUAACGCGAUAAUGGGAAAUAUUUCUAACCAACUUUGACUUUGGUUCAGUUAAAAGUCAACAAGAGGAAGACAGAACAUGUCUUUUGUGCAUUGAGACUCAAGUUGUAUUUCAGUAAAUGCAUCCUGUUACAAUCUGCCCGUGUUUACAUCAUACAUCACAUCAGUUUAGCUGCGCAGUGCUAGUAGCGGUUCGUUCAUGGGAAUUAUUUGUUUAGAAAGUGUUUGAGUGGCUGUAGAUUUAAUAUAUAUUUUUUUUUAUUGUCAACAAAUCUCAUGCCAAACCAACAAUAUGUCACCGAGUGCAGCAGUGUGGCUCAUUAACAUGGUUUUAAUAGUUUUUGGACAACAAUGGAGGUCUACAGCACAGAG
This is a messenger RNA of Thunnus maccoyii (southern bluefin tuna), 2777 nucleotides long. It is a transcript of the gene sgcd, whose product is annotated as sarcoglycan, delta (dystrophin-associated glycoprotein). The transcript has 8 exons. Gene Ontology annotation, biological process: heart contraction; cardiac muscle tissue development. The record is from RefSeq and is a predicted model, not a curated record. Lineage: Eukaryota; Metazoa; Chordata; Actinopteri; Scombriformes; Scombridae. Gene Ontology annotation, cellular component: sarcolemma; sarcoglycan complex. Bases 296 to 1174 code for a protein of 292 amino acids.